Amphibalanus amphitrite is the source of this 2044-nucleotide messenger RNA. Its product is annotated as pyridoxine-5'-phosphate oxidase-like. Gene Ontology annotation, molecular function: FMN binding; pyridoxamine phosphate oxidase activity. Gene Ontology annotation, biological process: pyridoxine biosynthetic process; pyridoxal 5'-phosphate biosynthetic process. Bases 470 to 1225 code for a protein of 251 amino acids. NCBI's taxonomy places the organism in Eukaryota, Metazoa, Arthropoda, Thecostraca, Balanomorpha, Balanidae. The transcript has 3 exons. The record is from RefSeq and is a predicted model, not a curated record.
GCUGAAACUUGAAAGUAGUCCAAGUCGACCACAGCCACUACAGCGAGGCAUAAAUAGUAAGAUUUAAGUUAUUUGGAUAAGACAGGGAAGCCGAAGGACGCAUACAAAAAGCUUCAGGAAGUGUACAACAAGUCCGCUUGCACGCGGACCAGUUCUUCAAUGCUUUGAGGACGCAUUUCACACUCUGGAGAGGUUGGGCUCGCGGAGUUAAUCGUCCUCUCCAGCAUGUUAUUCGUAAAGCGAGCCGAGCGCAGAUCCUGCUUGCGAAGAGGAGAAGGGAGCAUAAACACACCGCGGUGUACUGUACAGAGCUGGUGUAACCUGCAGCUCUAAAUCCAUACGCCGCGCGGGUCCGGUUAUGUAAUGCCUGGCGGCGGAGACUGUGCCGCUCGCAGGAGGCGCCUCAGUAGCUGCCGACGCGUGUUCACACCACCAUCCGACUCCGAGCCGACCACUGCACCCGCCCGCCAUGGACCACUCGGGUCCCCCGGAGGUGAAUGUUGAGCAGAUGCGACACCCGUACAAGGACAAGCGCCAGGCGUUCACGGAGGACCAGCUGGUGGCACGCGAGCCGUUCGGCCAGUUCCGCGACUGGUUCAACCAGGCCUGCGCCACGCCGGCCAUCCUCGAGCCCAACGCCAUGUGUCUGUCCACUGCGACCGCCGACGGCCGGCCCUCGGCGCGCUUCGUCCUGCUCAAGGGCUUCGGCCACGACGGGUUCCGCUUCUUUACCAACUACGAGAGCCGUAAGGCGGCCGAGCUGGACUCCAACCCGCGCGCGGCGCUGACCUUCUACUGGGAGGCGCUGAACCGCAGUGUGCGCGUGGAGGGCUCCGUCAGCCGGCUCCCCGAGGACGUCUCCGAGCAGUACUUCCACUCGCGGCCCAUCUCGAGUCAGAUCGGCGCCGCCCUCUGCCGCCAGAGCGUGGUCAUCCCCGGCCGACAGAUGCUGGAGCAGCGCGAGGAGGAGCUGGCGCGGCGGCACGCCGACGGCAGCCCCGUGCCGCGACCCAACUGGGGCGGCUACAUCGUGCGGCCGCACACCGUCGAGUUCUGGCAGGGACAGUCGAACCGCGUCCACGACCGCAUCCGCUUCCGACGCGUCGACGAGAACGGGGAGAGCGCAGAGAACGGAGAGAGCGAGGAGAAUGGGAGCAGCAGCGAGGACGGGUCCUACGUGCACAAAGGAGAAGACGGCUGGGUAUACGAGCGCCUCGCCCCCUGAGUCUGUCCUUGUUUGAAGAACGACUGCCGCACAGGUAAGGCGAUCUGAAGGAAGUGCGUGAGGCUACUGUAUCUGUCCUGUACGCAAGGAUGUAACUAUGUCUUACAUGAUGUGGAUAUUCCUGGCGCUUUCCGAGUCACUACGGGGCCCUUUGUGGUGUUAGGGAUGGUGCUGGUGCCUGCUCGACUAUGGUGGUGGUGAUUGUUGUGGUGACGGUAAUGGCUGACAGUAUCUGCACACAGGGGAUAUACCUACUUCAUAUGGCUGACAAAUAACUGGCUUCUGCGUAUCUGUCUCCGUGUCAUCGCUAUUUCGGGCGGUUGUAUAUCAGGAACAAGGUGGCGAUCCUAACUUUGAAUAACAGUCAUUGAUUGACUCUGCAUUAAUAGCCAUUUAACCGUGCCAUUUAUGUGUUACCGUAGCUCUUGUGACAAUACAAGUAAGCUCGAUCAGUCGUCACUAACAAAGUAUUACAGUACUUUUUGAAAAUAACCGAGCUGGACUCAACCGCAAAUGGCGUUGAGCACCUAUCAAUAGUGUUUCCAGUAGCUGACACUCGUACAUACGCCAAAUGUUAGCCAGCUUUUCCCGAUAAGGCACGUUGUAUGUCGGCAAGUCCGCAUUCGGUGCCUGAGUGUUGUGGGCUGUUCAAAGGUGUGUCAAAUGUCGAUAGAUUCGUACCUCACAAGUUGUCUCCUCUGGAUAGUGGAUGACUUUAUUGUCAGAUAUAUUUUCGAAUAGUCACUGAAAUAUUCAUACCCAGCGAAACUGCUUGUCAGAUCGUAUAUGUGAAAGCAUAAUAAAAACAUUUAGACUGAA